This is a messenger RNA of Penaeus vannamei (Pacific white shrimp), 5327 nucleotides long. NCBI's taxonomy places the organism in Eukaryota, Metazoa, Arthropoda, Malacostraca, Decapoda, Penaeidae. The record is from RefSeq and is a predicted model, not a curated record.
CCUGGUAGACGGCGGACGUGUGCUCGGGACGAACACUCACGCAUCCUCACACACCCGCGCCGUUACUUUACAUGCCAGUGUCUUCAACGACUUCUCCAGUUUAGUGUGUGAAACCGACCGCUACAUCGUCUUAGAAUAAACACUGAUUUUUGUCAGUGUUCCAUCUGUGAAAAUUUAGUGACUUGAGAGUGGAUUUUAAUGAUGUCCCUAGAAUAAGAGUGUGUGGCAAACUUCCGAUCUUGACCAGGUGUUGAGUCCCGCUGCCAAGACUCAGGAUGAAGCUUCUUCGUGCCGUCAUGAUGGCGGCGCUGGCGGCGGCGGCGGCGGGAGCGACGAUGUCCGUGUUGGAGGGCGACGAGGCGAGCGAAGCCUGGGAGCUGCUGCAGGAAACAGCCACCACGCUCUGGCCCGAGCGAGGCUGCCACUACGACGGCGCCUGGUUCGCCCCCGGGGAGGUGGUCCCUUCGCAGGAGCCAUGCCUCAACUGCUCGUGCUUGGACGAGGCGCUCGUGUGCCACCUGCGGGUGUGUGCCCACGUGCCCGACCCCGUGCCCGAAGGCUGUUACGUCGUUAGGAAGACGAGCGAGUGCUGCGGCCAGGUGGUCUGCGAGAAGGACCUCGAGAGCAACAGGCUGCUCCGUAAGGACACGGCCUUGGAGGACGCAGCGGAAGGCGGCGAGACGACACAGGAUGCCUGGUGGCAGCGGGACGAGGCGGCGGAGGACGCCGUAGCAGGAACGCGGCGUCGGGGAAGCGCCGUCGUCAACGGCACCGUCAAGGAUGGUGACACCAGCAAAAAUCAACUUCUGCAGCUGCUAAAGGCGAAGGCGAUGGGCAGCAACCGGAGUCCCGAGGAGUGGCACACCAACAUGGCCCGCAGGAGCGCCUCGGGAGACGGCGUCAUCGUGGACACCAGUGAUCCUCAGUUGUUAGCCUUCCUGGUAGAUGGUGACGGAGAGCAAGAUUUUGCCAGUGUAACCGAGGCCCCUGAUUCCGUAACGGAACCCGAGGAGCCUCUUCCGUCCGAGGAGUCUGAGGCUAAGUUGCCUCCUAGUAGAAAGUUACGUCCAUUUAAACGCCCUUUGUCGAGGUUUGUGUCACGCCCGUCGCCCGAAGAAAUCUCCAAGCGCCGGUCGCAGUCUCGGUACCGAGUGGACCGCCCGCCCACCCGGAUCUCCCGCCCUUCGAACCCCAACGCUUCCCGCCCCCUGCGCCCAAGUCGGCCCUCCCGCCGCGGCAGCCAGAGCCUCAUCUACCGCUUCCGCCAGCGCGCCAGGCCCAACAACGAGCAAGACCGCAACGCCACAGAAGACAGUGAUACUUCAGCUCUCGUAUCUACCUCACGUGCCCCCUUUGCGGCUGCUGCUACCUCGCCCGCCCCUCCCAUCACGACCGCCCCCGCACCUGACGGCGAAGCGGACGAGGAAGAGGGCGUUACUUCUCUCCAAGACUUAGAAGCUUUACUCGGUUCUACUUCCACCACUACGACCCCCCGAACCACCCCUGCCGAAUCCAACCCAUCCACUUCCAAGCCCUCCACUACUUUUGCUUUGUCCUCCACCACGACCCCGGCCCCCGAGGUCGCCGCCGCUUCGACACCAGCCGCCUCUAAGGGGACACAAGUCGAAACUGGACCGGAGAUUUCUGGAGUCAGUGGCGUCGGCGAAGUGUUCUGGAUAAAGGAUGUACGAGGAGGAACCUCUGCUGCCUCAUCAAGACCUCCCCCCAACUUCAGUACGAGAGAGCCUGUGAAAAUCGGUACAGGCAUGAAUGUUAAAGGAAGCCUUAAGAAUGCUGUGAAGUUUGGUCCUAUCUACAUUCUAGAUAACAGGGUACGAACCGACCGCCAGCACAGGGCUGAAAAUGCCACAGAAACAGAAACAACUCUUGAGGUGGAAGAACUGACUGUAACAGACAUUCCUGAGGAGGAGACGACCAUCCUGAUUAAGGAAACGACACUGCCUACUAAGGACACUGUUGCGGAGAAUGACAAUGAGGUUGCUCGGGAAGAAACUACUCCAAAUACUGAGAAAAAUAUUGAUGGUGACGCACCGGCGAGCGAAAUAACCACUUUGUUGCCUAUCGUUUUGCCCCAAGAAACGACUAUUAAACCAGUGAGUGAAGAGUCACCUUCCACAGCCACAGUUCCAUCUGAACCUGCAGUGGAAGAGGGAGCUUCAUCUUCCACGACUGCAACCACACAAGAUGAAGCCUCCGUCACCGAUGACUUUAGCAACUACACCGACAUUGAAUACCUUGAUCCAGAUGCAGACUACCCUUCAUAUGAUAUAACAGUAGGAACCUCUGUGUUGGCUUCCCCUCCUUCUGGUCCUGAGCCCCUAGGAGUGGGCGAAGUGAUUCCUGUGGAGUUAGAGCCGCAGCACAAAGCGCCUGCCGAUUCACUGGACCUGGAACCCGAACACAAGUCCCCAGAGGAGUUAAAACCAGAGCACAAAGAUAGCGAGGAAAGCGAGCCUACCACCGAAUCCCCGCAAGCUUCUUUUAUAGGUACACUCUUGAACUACUUUACGCGGCCUGAGCGACCUGAGCGGCCAAGACCAAUCAGACCACCACGACCACCGUUCAGCUCUCGUCCAGGACCAGACUUCAGGCCGCGUCCAGGUUUAGGAGGCAGACCACGACCAGGACUAGAGGGAAGACCACGACCAGACUUUAGACCACGUCCAGGACUAAAUGGCAGACCACGGCCAGGCGUCGACUUCAGACCACGCCCAGGAAUAGACACUGUACCUCCUCCUGAACUUGAACCCGCACAACCCUCCGACGUCGAAGAUAGUCCAACUCCAGAGACAGAAGAUGGAACACGUCCAGCAUCAGAAGACAUACCAAGUGUAGAUGCAGAGACCCUGCCAGAUGAAGAAGCUGGUCUCCAGUCAGAUGUGGAAGAACAGGCAGAUGCUAUGUUAGAUGUACGCCCAGAACUGGAGGAAAGGCCACGUCCAAACCUGGGAAGUAGACCUCGUCCUGCCUUAGCAAACAGACCCCGCCCGGGAGGAAAUUUCAUUCCACCAAGAUUCCGUUUCACUCCAGCAACAACGGCAGAGGAGGAGCCUGCCACAGACCCUUCCGUCACCAUUCCAACCUCCCCUGAGCCUCAGCCCUCAACCACCAGCGCACCUCGCUUCACGCUUCCGUCCAUCCUCCCGAAGCCCAUCCACAGCCCGCCCGCCAUCGUGCCCAUCCGCCCUGACUUCAUCCCGACCCGGACGGAAGACGCUCCGGUGCGUCCCAUCGGCCCGUUUACUCGGCCAGCCAUCCAGGCGGGAGGGUCGGCCGACCUGCCGUCCAAGCCAGUCAUGGAAGGAGGCUUUCAGGGAAUUCGGGACGAAGGAGAAGGCAUCAACCCUGCGUUUGACUACAUCGAGUAUGACUCGGACGGAGAACCGACACUGCCGCCAUCGCUACCAAACCUGAAGAUCAUUCCGUUUGUAGCAGCUGAUGCUCUCACCAACCAGGAGGUGAGCUUCAGCGGAGAGGACUUCCGCUCAACGCCUCGGCCCUUCGUCGCAGCGUCUGCAGCCGAGGGCGCGAGCGACGACGUCCAGCCCGAGACAACCGAGGAGGCCGUCACGAGCACCACGACGCGCCGCCCGCUCAUUCGCCCCGCCGACCGCCGGCCGCCCGUCCUCCCGCCCCGCAGGCAGUUCCGCCCAUCCGCAGACGGCUCAACCACACGGCGCCCUUUCCUACCCUUCCGGCGGCCCAGCGACCGUACAACGCGCAAGCCUUUCGGCCGCCCAUCCCUGACGUCCACCCCGGAACCCGAGGACUUCGAGGACGCCCCCACCGAAGACUCUGAGCCGCGCCUGCCCUUCGUCAACCGAGAUCGCCCAUUUGCUCGCCCAGCAUUCAUUCCCCCUCGCCGCUCCUCCACUUCGACGACCACAACAGAAGCCACCGAAGCGCGACGGACCCCCCACCCAACGACCCACAGCUGCUCCCUCUUCCAUCCCCGAAUUGCUGCCAAUCCUGCUAACAACUCGGCCGCAGCCAAUCGAAAUCGUUACAACGACUCCCACGACAACUUCCCGGCCUAUCCAGUCUGACGACAUCGCAAACCUGCUCCUCCAGGAUGCCUUUGAGCUGCCCGAGGGCCAAGGUUCGCCCCCGGUGAGAUUUACGCCCGCACGUGCCACGCCCAAGCCCAUCGUGCCGUUGAAACUGUCGACGGCGCUGCCCGAAAUCCCGUCGGCCGUGCGGGACCAGUUCCCUCUCGCCAUCGACCCUGUCCUCGCGUCCGGACUCCUGAAGCUCUCCGGAUGUAACAUCUUAGGCAGAAUGUACGAAGUUGGAGAAAAGAUUUCAGAACUCUCCGCCGUCUGCAAAGAAUGCCAGUGUACUCCAGUGGGCGUGCAGUGCCUCCCCGUGUGCUAGAGAGAUCUGUGUUACAUGGGUGCUCACGUUAUGGACCAGACUGAGGGUGGCGCAGGAGGGCCUCCGCCUCCUGCUGCCUUCGCACUUUGUAGAUAAAGAUAACCGAAUGAGGUAGAUUUAAGCGGACGACAAAGAUCCAGUGUACAGUGUAUUUUACUGGGGUGACAAGACUGGGUUUUUGCACUGAUAUGUUAAUAGGAUUUUCUUGUAAGGCAUUGCAUGCAGUUUGUCUUCUUCGUGUACAUUAACAGUCGACGUAAUAGUGCCACUACAUGGGCGUGAAAAACCAUACGGUGUAUAACCACACGUCAUCCAUGAUCUGUUUUCAGAUUUCACACACAUGAUCCAUUAGUUUUUCUACCAAGGUUUAUUGGUUUAAAGCCACCCUUUAUUCAUAAGGAAUGAAAAGGCGUAUGUAAUAGUUAUAACCAUGUAAACACACGAAUUACAAUACAUUUACUUGCACAUAACUAAUAGGAAAAUGAAAAGUGUCCGCGCGAUGGAACCUCACUACCCUGUUUUGAAGACCAAGCUGAAGCCAGAUUUCGCGCUGGGCAUUACAGCUCCUCCGCUCGGCCCACUCCCAGGGCUGCCUCUCCCUCUCGACGUCUGCGCGAACUGCCAUAGCGAGGCAGUUAGAUGAACACUCCCUGCUCCCACUUGUCCAAGAAUAUCCCUUGCCGUCUUGGGAGCUGCAAACUGCAAGCUGUCUGUCUUUGACCGCCUCGAAACUUUAGCCUUCGAAAUUCAUGUACAAAAUCACAGAAAAAAAUCAUAUGCAAAAAGGCAUAGGCACAUGCAAAGAACAAAAAGAAAUAUCUAUAUCUAUUUGCCUAUUAGUUUAUCUGUAUCUUCAUAUGUGGAUAUGCAAGUCCAUGCAUGUAUACAUACACACACAAGCACACACACAUUACAUGUACAGAUAUGCAUAU